GGACCGUUCGGCCCCGCCCCAGCUUUGUCGGGUUGAAUCAUUAAAACCAGCGUCUCCAUCCCGCGAUUUCGAAGACUCCAUCGCUUUUCCCCAAACGUCGCCGCCAUGUCCUCUUCACCAAAAGACACAACUGAGGCCACCGAGCCUCCGAAGUCGAGCGACGUCGAUACCCAACCUUGGAACGACGACAAACGCCGGAAGUUCGAAACGAAAUCGAAGAGCGAGUUCUACGAUCCAUGCCAAGAGGCUGCGCAACGGAGCUAUAGAUGCUUGUUCAGGAACGGAGGCGAUAAGAAUAUGUGUGGAGAGUAUUUCCAGGCAUAUCGCGAUUGCAAACAAGCAUGGACCGACAAACGGAAAAAGGAAGGCCGCGGCUGGUUCUAAUGGGCCAAUUCGCUCUCAACAGCCUGCGUUGACUUGCUAUAUCCAGCCUGGCUCAGCAUCAUGACUGACGACAGAGGUAUCAUUGUAACAUUAAGGGGAGUUUAUAUACUGUACAAUACGGAAGCGCGGUGCAACAUUCUGCUAUCUUUCUUAAACGAAAAGUCUGGUCUCCUGUCGGCGCCAGUGUCUUUAGAUUACUCCAGUCCACCUCAACUGACAGGGCUUCAACUUUCGUUUCGGUCACGGCAUCCUCGCCAAUUGGUAAGGCAAUGACUUUCUGAUCUAUAUACCUGUAUUCCAAGGCAUCUUGAACUUCCACCGCUUUCCUACACCGACGGGAACACAGCUACUGUUGAGAUACAAAGACGUCCUAGUCGCCGUUUGCUAGGUUUCACUAUUUAUGCCUGGAUCAACAGCUGGUCUUACACGAGCUGAAUGCAUGGCAUUCUGAGAGAGCUAAAGUAAAUACCGAGCUGUCACCAUAUGGUAGGCAGUUGGAUGAUGGCUGUGUCAUUGAGGAAGGAAGGACCAAGAGCUGCACAGAAUGCAUGGUUGUUCAAUUUGGGAAUUGCCUGAACACUCAAAGUACCAAAACGUCUACAGUAACCCCGUCAUUCUGUCGAAACCCCCCAAUUCGUGACAGUCAUCAGUCAUGUGGUCGUGAGAUUUGUCGAAGGCGGGUUCCUAGAGUAUAAAGACCAGUUGCACUAUCCAACUGGGCGUCAAGCUCGUACUGGAACCGAGCCUCAUCGGCACACUUGUUCAGCCUGGUGGCGUCCCAGGUUGGGCACUCUUCAAACACCUGCUUAUCCAAAGCCACUCCAACAUCAGCUGUCAAUCGGAUUGAAUCCAACAUUCUCCCACU
This is a messenger RNA of Fusarium odoratissimum NRRL 54006, 1249 nucleotides long. RefSeq names its product cytochrome c oxidase-assembly factor COX23, mitochondrial. Lineage: Eukaryota; Fungi; Ascomycota; Sordariomycetes; Hypocreales; Nectriaceae. The transcript has 4 exons. The record is from RefSeq and is a predicted model, not a curated record. The coding region runs from base 106 to 384 and encodes 92 amino acids.